Molecule: messenger RNA, 2058 nt
Organism: Neohortaea acidophila
Lineage: Eukaryota; Fungi; Ascomycota; Dothideomycetes; Mycosphaerellales; Teratosphaeriaceae
Exons: 2
Coding region: 1-2058 (685 amino acids)
Biological process (GO): termination of RNA polymerase II transcription
Cellular component (GO): mRNA cleavage factor complex; cytoplasm
Molecular function (GO): ubiquitin binding; RNA polymerase II complex binding; mRNA binding
Source: RefSeq, a predicted model, not a curated record
AUGUCUGCCAGAUCUCCCAGGGGUUCGCUCUCCGGAGCCUCCUCUGCCGAAGUCGCGGAGGAUUUUGGGGACUCGCUGCGAGACCUCCAGAUCAACAAUAGAUAUGAGAUCAGUAACCUCACGGUCAUUGCAAAGGAGAACACCGAGCAUGCGCAAGCAAUCUCCAAGGUGCUCGAAGAGCACAUCGGCAUGACAUCACCUUCCAAGAAGCUUCCUGCUCUCUAUCUACUCGACAGCAUCGUUAAAAACGUGGGCACACCUUACACUGUGUAUCUCGGCCGAAACCUCUACAACACCUUUAUGCAAGCCUACACUCUGGUCGACAGCAACGUUCGGAAAAGCAUGGAAGGCAUGCUGAAGACGUGGAAAGAGCCAGUCCCCGGCUCCAUGGAUCCCCGACCCGUCUUCCCUCCCGAGACCGUGCGACCGAUCGAGAACGCCCUGAUCAAGGCGAAGACGGUGGCAAUGCAGUCACAUCGACCGAUAGCGCCAGAUUAUCGAAACACUCCCACACCUCCCAACUAUGCGAAUCGCUUCGCGCCGCCGCCUACUCAUACUCCGCCUCAGCCGUAUCAGAAUUUCCAGCCUGGGUUUCAGUCACUACCGAAUGCACCCACUCCUCAGAGUACAUACUAUCAGCAUACGCCCCAGCAACCUCCUCCAAAUAACGAGCUGGAUGCAGUGAAGCGGGAAGUAUCUGGACUCAUUGUCCAGCGUCAAGCUCAGUACGAUGCGAAUCGGCACGAUCAGAGAUUAGGAGGGGAGCUGAAAGCUCUACUGGAUCUCCAGCAGCUCCUCAAUGCCGGACAAUACAUCGAUCCAGCGUCGCUACAGCAGAUUCGAGAUCGUGUCUCCGGGCUGGCGAAUGGGCCCUCUGCACAGUUAAGACCCACGCCGCAACCUGGCACUCCUCAGUGGCAGCCUUCGCCGUCUUUCCCACAGGAGGCCUCUCAAUUUGUACGACCUGCAGCACCUUAUUCACAGCCACCCCCAGGACAGCAACCACCCGCAGCACUUCUCGCUCCCGGAGCCCUGGACGGCCUCCAAGCUCUACUAGCAAACGGCCAGAAACCCGGCACGCCUCAGAUCCGUGCAACGGCACCAGCCCUGCAAUCGGCCAGCCAUGCCCAACUCUCCAACGUGCAGAACCAAGCAGCAGCUGCGCCCCAAUUCAAUGGAGCCGACCUAAUCGCAUCCCUCACGCGAAACGGUCUACUACCAAAAUCCCAGCGACAACCACCACCCCACCCUCAACCCACACCCGUGCCAAACAGCAGUACCCUCCCCUUCCAACCCUCCGCCGACCUCCUGCGCUCCCUCUCCAGCAUCUUACCCCCAACCUCUCAAACCGGCACCCCAACCUUCCCCGCAAUCAACCUCCCCCCAACAACCAGCAAACCCCGCAUCCCCAUGACCGCCGCAGCCCUCAAACAAUUCCGCCCCGAGCUCGUCACGACCCUCUACGAAGCCCAACCCAACCAAUGCAGCACCUGCGGCCGCCGCUUCCUCUCCACAGACGAAGGCCGCACGAAGAAAGCCCGCCAUCUAGACUGGCACUUCCGCACGAACCAACGCAUCGCCGACCCAGCCAUAAGCCGCGGCGCGCACCGCGACUGGUAUCCCACCGAAAUCGACUGGGUCCGGCUCAAAGACUACGACCCCUCAACCACCACAGCAGAAGAAGCGAGCGCCCUCGCCGCCGCUUCCAACUCGCAAUUCUCCUCGCCUACAAAGGGCAAAGCGCACAAGCGGCCGGAGGAAAUGUACGUGCGCGCGCCCCCCGGCGUCACGCGGAACACGUGCAGCAUUUGCUUCGAGGAGAUGAAGAGCGCUUAUGCGGAGGAGUUGCAGGAGUGGGUGUUUUGGAAUGCGCGCCUGGCGCAGGGCAAGAUUGUGCAUGCUACUUGUCUUGCGGAGAUGGCGAAGAGUGGCGGCGCGGCGGGUUUGGGGGCGGGGCAGAGGCAGAGGAGUGCGACGCCGGAGUCGAGUUUGGGGAAGAGAAAGGCGGAUGGGGUGGGGUUGGGAGGUGGUGGGGGGUCGAAGUUGAGGAUGGAGUAG